AUGAUAUCAGAUCUAAGUAUAAAAGAAAUUCCAUUACUUGAACUACUGAGGAAAGGUGUAAAAUGGAAAUGGGACCAGCGAAGAGAACUAGCAUUCCAAGAAAUCAAAAACAUUUUUCUGUCAAAUUUAAAAAUAUACCAUCCUGACUAUACAAAGCCAUUCAUAUUAAGAACAGAUGCCUCAAUAGAAAGAUUAUCAGGGGUAUUACUACAGAUACAUGAUGGGGUCGAAUACCCGAUACAAUUCAUAUCAAGAAUUACAAAGCCACAUGAGAAAGGUUAUUCAGUGUCAGAACUAGAACUAGCUAGUAUCAUACACUGUGUCACAAAAUUAAGAUUUUAUUUGUUGGGUAAGGAAUUUACUAUAGAAACAGAUCACCAAGCUUUAACAUCUAUAUUAAAUAACAAAUAUGGAAACAGUCGAAUACAUCGUUGGAGCCUAAUACUGAGUGAAUACAGUUUUGAAAUCAAAUACAUUUCUGGAAAAUCCAACAUAGUGGCAGAUGCUUUGUCAAGGUUAGAAAAUACAUCACAAAAAAGGCAGCGAACAAUAAAAAUUGGAUUAAAUCGGUUGGUAGAAAACACUGGAUUAUAUUCUAAAGAAGAAAUCAUAAGAAAUCAAAUAAAUUUGGAUGAAAAACAAAAAGUCCUUAAGAAAAAUGGGGUGUUUUAUAAAAUAAUUAUUGGCUUAGAAGUGUAUGUAAUAAGUAGAAUUUUGGCAAGAAAGAUAUUGAAAGAUUUACAUAAAAGUUACAUGCAUAUUGGUUCAAGAAAACUUUGGAUGUUAUUUAGAGAUAAUUAUUUUGCAAAGAAUGACAUAAGUAUAGCAAAAGAAAUUACUACACAAUGCCAAAUAUGUCAAAUAAACAAAGAAAAGAAUUUCAAAAACCAGAACACAUAUAAAUCCAAUGUUGCUUAUGAAAAACUAAAUACAGUUGCCAUGGAUUUCAUCUCAAAUUUAGUUCCCAGUCCAAAAGGAAACAAACAUAUAUUAGUGAUAGUUGAUUUAUAUACAAAAUUUAUUAAACUAUAUCCAUGCUCAAGAACAAAUGUUAAAACAUUGAAAUUAUGUAUUAAUCAGUUUUUCGAAGAAAUAGGACCAUUUAGAAAUUGUAUAAUAGAUAAUGCUACAUAUUUUAACAAUCAAAAAUUUCAGACGUUUUGUGAGAAAAAGGGGAUCAACAUUCAUUUUACAAGUAUUAGACAUCCUCAAGCAAAUCCUGCAGAAAGAUAUAUAAAAAAAGUUAUAAAAUAUUUAAGGAUAUUAUGCCAAGGUGAACAGGUCACAUGGCAGGAUUAUAUCGAAGAAGUGGAAUAUUUUUUAAAUAAUACACAUAAUUUAAACACAGAGGAAGUACCAGAAUAUUUAAUGUUUGAUCAUAUAGGAAAUAGAAAGUGGAUUUCUGAGUGUACACAAGAUAUGUUAGAACAAGUCAUGCAAAAGGUGAACAGAAGAAUUCAAAGAAAGGCUGAAAAAUAUAUCAGAAGACAAAAUCGAACAAUUAAAAAACCAAUCACAUUUCAAAAAGGAGACAAAGUUUUAAUUCGUUCACUUAGACAAGGAAAUUUAAGAGAAAACCGUUGUAAGAAAUUACAACCACUGUUUGAAGGUCCAUACAUAGUUCAAAACCAAAAUGGACUGAACAGCUAUGUGUUGAUAGAUGCAUGGAAUAAACUAAGAGGAAUUUUUCAUAUUAAUGACAUUUUUAAAUAUUUUGAAGAGGUGGAAUGUUUUAUAUACAUUUAA
Molecule: messenger RNA, 1746 nt
Organism: Diabrotica balteata
Lineage: Eukaryota; Metazoa; Arthropoda; Insecta; Coleoptera; Chrysomelidae
Source: the annotation of a GenBank genome assembly